Molecule: messenger RNA, 4906 nt
Organism: Macrosteles quadrilineatus (aster leafhopper)
Lineage: Eukaryota; Metazoa; Arthropoda; Insecta; Hemiptera; Cicadellidae
Product: membrane-associated protein Hem-like
Exons: 23
Coding region: 345-3707 (1120 amino acids)
Biological process (GO): cell migration; cell morphogenesis; cell projection assembly
Cellular component (GO): SCAR complex
Source: RefSeq, a predicted model, not a curated record
UACACACUCUGACACUAGAUAACGUUUAAUAUCUUAACCUCAAUGAAGUAAAUGUUUUAACAAUUAAAUAAUUUAGCAGUCACAACCUCAUCGAUUUUUUAAAUAAAAAAAACUAGUAAUCGCUGAGUUGAGUUGGUAUCGUAUCUGUGAUUGAUGUUGGUAUUUCAACUAACCUACCAUCACGUAUUUUCCAGAUGAGUUAUGAAGUCAGUCUGGGGUUACUAAGUUUAGUUUGUUUACAUUUAUCAGUCAAAUGAUUCAUAACAUAAUAUCAAGUAUUAUACUCUAUACAUUCUUGAAAGCUGUUUUUUUGCUUAAAUAUUGAAUAUUAGUACUAUUACAUCAUGGCAAGAUCUUUAAUUCCAAGUCAACAAAAACUUGCUGAAAAGCUUACCAUUCUAAAUGACAGAGGAAUUGGAAUGUUAACUAGGAUAUACAAUAUUAAAAAGGCUUGUGGGGAUGCAAAAUCAAAACCUGGCUUUUUAUCAGACAAAACACUUGAAUCAUCUAUAAAAUAUAUUGUCAGAAGAUUUCCAAAUAUUGACACCAAAGGGCUUCAAGCCAUCACACAGAUUCGAAGUGAGAUCAUAAAGUCUUUGUCUCUUUACUAUUACACAUUUGUAGAUCUCUUGGAUUUCAAAGAUGCCGUUUGUGAACUUCUCACAACAAUGGAUGCAUGUCAAGUGCACCUGGACAUUACCUUAAAUUUCGAGCUUACCAAAGCUUAUUUGGACCUAGUUGUUGCCUAUGUCACUUUAAUGAUCCUGCUGUCUAAAGUCGAAGAUAGGAAAGCAGUCCUAGGACUCUUCAAUGCAGCGCAUGAAAUGGUUCACAAUCAAAAUGACUUGAGCUUUCCUCGGCUAGGCCAGAUGAUCAUGGACUAUGAUCCUCCGUUAAAGAGGCUCUCAGAGGAGUUUGUUCCUCAUGCCAAACUUCUCUACUCCGCCCUCAUCUCUCUCUGGCCCAUAUUUCACUCACAUAACCUCUCGGCAGACAAGUGGAGAUCUGACCAAAAGUUGAGUUUAGUUGGAAAUCCUGGACAGCUGUUGAAACCUUCUCAAACAGAAACAAUAUCUUGUGAAUAUCUUUCAAUGGAGAACAUGGAGAGGUGGAUUAUAUUUGGAUUCAUGUUGUGCCACCAAGCUCUACAGCAAGAACAGCCCAAUAAACUGUGGCUAAGUGCAUUGGAAAACAGCUGGGUUGUUGCCCUUUUCCGCGAUGAGGUCAUCUACAUCCAUGCCUACAUACAAGGGUUUUUUGACACCAUCAAGGGCUAUGGCAAAAGAAUCUCAGAAGUGAAAGACUGCUACAAUCAAGCUAUUCAGAAAGCUACCUACAAACAUAGAGAACGAAGAAAGUUCCUACGCACCGCUUUGAAAGAACUUGGACUGAUUUUGACAGACCAGCCAGGCCUUUUGGGACCAAAGGCCUUGCUCAUAUACAUUGCCCUCUGUUUUGCUCGAGACGAAGUCUAUUGGCUUCUCAGACACAAUGACAAUCCACCUCAACAGAAGAGCAAAGGCAAAUCUGCUGAAGACUUGGUGGACAGGCAGCUUCCGGAGUUGCUCUUCCACAUGGAGGAACUGAGAGUUCUGGUGCGCAAGUACAGUCAGGUGAUUCAACGCUACUAUGUCCAGUACCUGGCUGGGUUUGAUGCCAUCGCACUCAAUCAAAUGAUGCAGAAUCUCGCUGUGUGCCCAGAAGAUGAGAGCAUCAUACUGUCUUCCUUAUGCAACAAUAUUGCCAACCUAACUGUCAAACAAGUUGAAGAUAAUGAGUUGUUUGACUUCCGAGCGCUGCGACUGGAUUGGCUGCGACUGCAAGCGUAUGCUUCGGUUGCAAAAGCUCCUCUCGCUCUAGCAGAGAAUAGAGACCUAGCAUCACUGCUAGACUCAAUCUUGUUCCAUACAAAGAUGGUCGACUACUUGGACGAAAUGAUGGUUGAAACAUCAGAUUUAUCCAUAUUUUGUUUUUACAGCAAGAUCUUUGAGGACCAGUUUCACAUGUGCUUGGAAUUCCCAGCCCAGAACCGUUAUAUUGUUGCAUUCCCACUCAUCUGCAACCAUUUUCAGAGCUGCACUCAUGAACUCUGCCCAGAAGAGCGUCACCAUAUUCGGGAAAGAAGCCUUUCUGUGGUCAACAUGUUCCUUGAUGAAAUGGCAAAGGAAGCAAAGAACAUCAUUACAACUAUCUGUGAUGAGCAAUGCACAAUGAGUGAUAAGCUACUUCCCAAACACUGUGCAAUGCUUAUAUCUCAAGUGGUUAACCGUAAGAAGAAGGAAAAAAACAAGAAAAAUAUUUUGGAAAUUCCAAAACCAGGAGAUGAGAGUUACAGGAAAACAAGAGAAGAAUUGACAACGAUGGAUAAACUACACAUGGCCCUGACAGAGCUGUGUUAUGCGCUUAACUACUGUUCCACCAUCAAUGUGUGGGAGUAUACAUUUGCCCCGCGCGAGUACCUUCAUCAACACCUGGAGAAUCGCUUUGCCCGGGCGCUUGUAGGAAUGGUCAUGUUCAACCCAGACACCAGUGAGAUUGCCAAACCAUCAGAGCUUCUGGCUAGUGUACGGGCUUACAUGAACGUUCUUCAGACUGUCGAAAAUUAUGUUCACAUAGAUAUCACCAGAGUUUUCAACAAUGCCCUUCUACAGCAAACGCAACAGAUUGAUAGUCAUGGAGAGAAAACUGUAGCAGCACUCUACACACAGUGGUAUUCUGAAGUUCUGCUGAGACGGGUGAGUGCAGGCAACAUCUGUUUCUCUAUGAACCAACGAGCUUUCAUCAGCCUAACUGCGGAAGGUGCAAUACCUUUCAAUGCUGAGGAGUUUUCUGACAUCAAUGAGCUACGAGCUCUGGCCGAGCUUAUCGGUCCCUACGGCAUGAAACUGCUCAACGAAACUCUCAUGUGGCACAUAGCCAGCCAGGUUCAAGAGCUCAAGAAACUUGUUGCGGGGAAUAAAGAGGUUUUGGUAGCCCUUCGCACAAACUUCGACAAACCAGAAAUAAUGAAAGAACAGUUCAGGAAACUUCAGCAUGUAGACAACGUCCUGCAGAGAAUGACAAUUGUUGGAGUGAUUCUGAGCUUCAGGCAGCUCGCUCAAGGAGCUCUAGUUGAUGUCUUGGAGGAGAGAAUUCCUUUUCUACUCAGCUCAAUCCUUGACUUCAGGCAUCAUCUUCCCUCAGGAGAUCCCAUGAUCGUCAGUGAAAUGGCCUCUGCUGCUGGUCUGACAUGCAAAGUAGAUCCAACUCUUGCAGCUGCUCUUCGCAAUCAAAAGAAUGAAACAGACGAAGAUGAACAUCUGUUGGCGUGUUUGUUGAUGGUGUUUGUGGCAGUUUCCAUUCCCAAGUUGGCUCGCAACGACAACUCAUUCUACCGAGCGUCGUUGGAAGGUCACGCCAACAAUAUCCACUGCAUGGCUGCAGCAGUCAACAAUAUCUUUGGAGCUUUGUUUACAAUCUGCGGCCAAGGAGAUAUAGAAGACCGCAUGAAGGAGUUUCUUGCGCUUGCCUCUUCCAGUUUAUUGAGGUUGGGACAAGAAGCAGACAGAGAAAUCACAAAGAACAGAGAGUCGGUUUACUUACUCCUGGACCAGAUUGUUCAAGAAUCUCCAUUCCUCACUAUGGACCUUCUAGAGUCGUGUUUUCCUUACGCUCUGAUCCGAAAUGCCUACCACGCUGUUUAUAAACAGGAACAUUCUCAGGCAUAAAUGUUAACACUUCAAACCUUUCUUUGUAAAUAUUUCAACCAUAUACAUAAAAUGUUGUUUCUGGCAGUCAAUUCAUUUGUACAUUGGUAGGUGAGUUUAUAUUAAUAUUCAGAAGAGAACUAUUUCUUAUUGUUCUUUUUGAAAUAAAUUAUUAGUUUUGCUUCAUUUAGCAUCUCCGUAUGGUGAAAUAUCUCCGUAUAUUUAUUAUUUAUAACAUAGUAGUUUAAAGCAAUGAUUAGUAAGGUUAUGUGAAAGGAUAUAAAUUUAAUGAGAAUGGUUGAGCAAAGGUUCUGUACAUAAAUGGACAAAUGGUAUGCUGUGUUUAAAAUGAAUUUUUAAGUUAAUAUGGAAAAUCAAUUUAUUCUCAAAAUCAUUAAUACUAUUUGGUAUAAGUAAUACAUCACAAAAAAACUGUAAACUUUUAGAUUUUAGCCCUUAACUUUUUUUUUAAAGUAAAAUGGUAUACCAAAAUAUAAAAACACAUAUAUUGGUUCAAAUUUGAAAAGUCAUGUUUAAAAGUUUGUUUUUAAAAUAUAUCAUUAUUUUACAUUUUCUAUUUUAAUCACUUUAAUCUUUAUUCAGUCCAUAUUAUUAAUUUAACAUAUUGCUCUCAAAAUAACCAAGGGGGGGUGGCUCUUUUCUUGGAAGUAUCCAUUAAGUUUAUUUUUUAAGAAAAUAUUUAUUGUUUACUCCAAAACUAAAGACAUCCCAACAAAUGUUAAAAUUUUGCAAAAAGAUGAGAACCUUUGCCAGGCAGUUGCCAAUUGAAUUAUCUUUAUGUUUAGUUGCAGGUUGUUCUCCGAGUUGUAAUACUAAGAUUAAUGUAAGGAUUCCAAGUACCUGUGUUUUUUAUCGAAUCGUAUAUUGUAAUAAACAUUAUGUUUUACAACUGACCUAGUAAAACUACUUGCAUAGCCAUUCUUACCUAUAACUUACGUAAAACAAAUUAUAUCACAUUGCUUUUUCUAUUAGUUUGCAUUUAUUUGGAAUUAUUUAUUCACUCAAUUUCUUAUUUAUAAAGCACAUUUGGCAUAAUGUUUAAAGCAUUAACCACCAAAAUAAACAUUGAUAUUUGUUAUGAUAUCUCAAUUAUUUAUUCUAUUGAACUGCACGUUUCCAUAAUAUUUAUUUAUGUUAUUAAGCUAUGAUUGAAUGAGUUGUAUAACAUAAUACAUUAGAACAUACAUUUGUCAAGCAUU